Mytilus californianus (California mussel) is the source of this 6744-nucleotide messenger RNA. RefSeq lists its product as uncharacterized. Gene Ontology annotation, biological process: signal transduction. The transcript has 10 exons. Bases 78 to 1487 code for a protein of 469 amino acids. Gene Ontology annotation, molecular function: oxidoreductase activity. NCBI's taxonomy places the organism in Eukaryota, Metazoa, Mollusca, Bivalvia, Mytilida, Mytilidae. The record is from RefSeq and is a predicted model, not a curated record.
UAACUCGUUUGCUUGACGAAAAUGUAAACAAUCCAAAAAGAAAACGCAGAUAUUUACAGGAAAAACCCAUUAACAGGAUGGGUUCUGCAGCUAGUAAGAAAAAGAACGAACCAAAAACUCCAUCAAGACUUGCCCCAACUGGAGGUCAAAACAGGUCGAGAGCAUCAUCACUUACCCCAUCAACAGGAACCAAUACAGCUAGACCAAGAUCUAGGUCUAGAUCUCCAAGUAUAGUUCCCGCAAAACUAGAAACAAAAGAUUUAAUGAUAAGCUAUAGCCAUGCUGAUAAAGAAUUCAUGAAUAAACUUAAAGAUAAUUUAGAACUAAAUGGAAUUACAGUAUGGGUAGAUGUCAUAGGGUUGACAGCAGGAGUAGAUUUCCUACAGAAGAUUGGACAAGCCAUUUUAGAUGCAAAGCUUUUUAUAACUUUACUGAGCUCAAAUUCUGUUAAAUCAAAAUACUGUCAAGAUGAAGUAGCUUUAGCCUAUAUUUCCCAGAAGGCCUUAUUUCCAGUUGCCAUAGAAUCAAAGGAGACUAUUCAAGAGCAUAUGGACACAGGAUUGAAAUUACAAACAGCCAGUAUUGAAUGGAGUUAUUUCAUAAAUCCUGAUGAUUUUACUGGUGAUUUUCAAAAACUUCUGUCAAAACUCAAACUAGAACUUAAAGACCAGGGUGAAGAGAAGAAUACCAAAAAGAGACUGAAGAAACAGCAGAAUUCAUUUUCUAAUUCUCUGAAACAAUCACAGGAGAAACCAGACAAACAUUUGGUAGAGAACCCAUACAAGUACUGGUCAGAUUUGUACAAAGAUGCUGAAAUGAUAUCAUGGCAAAGAUUUAUAACAGACUUCACAAGAAUUUUUCAAUCAAAGAUGGAUGCUUUAUUCACUGGAGAAGACAAAGAAUGGUUAAUGGCCAAUCUAUACAGUGAAAUGGAAGAUGAGGAUGAAGAUGAUGAAAUGCUACUCAAAGAAAACUUCAUUAAUUUUUGUAAAGUAGAUGAAGAAAUACAACCAUUAUGGCCCCGAGUUGAAGACCAUACGAGAGAACUGUAUGCAAUGAGAGAGGUAUUUGAUAUGGACUCCUCUGUCAGACUGGAAGCUAUUCAAAAUUUAGGGAAAUUUCAAAGCACUACUGUGAUUAAUGCCUUAAGAGACUUACUUAGAAGUACAUCCUCAAAUGUUCGUGCUGUAGCAGCAGUUUCAUUGGUUAAAACUGGAGACAAAGAUCCAUCAACAGUCGACAAUCUGAUGAAGUGCCUGAAUGAUAAGGAUCGUUUAGUAAGAGAGGCAGGAUGCUUGGCAUUAGGUCAGCUCCAUGCCAAAAAAGCAGUACCCAAACUUUUACAUUUAUGGAGAAAUGAUUUUAUUUCCCAUGUGCGAGAGGCAGCCCAGGCAUCUCUGGAACAGAUAGGUGGUAAAGAGGUAGAAGAAGCAAUGCAUAUUACCAAGGUCUUAGCUGAAGAAAUUAGAAUGUUGACAGCUGAAUAAACAAUCAGUUUGUACUAGUAGUCACAGAUAUAACUUAUAGUCUCAGGCUUUACUGUGAUAUUUAUAUCAUAUGUGUAUCUGAAUUAAUUGUCUAGUUAUUUUAAAACAUUAGUUUUUUUAAAUGUAAAACAUGAUAAAUUUACACCUUAUAUAUCUUACCAUUUGCUUUGGUUACUAUGCACUAGAGGUUGUUGCAUGUGUCAGGUUAUCUGAUUUUUCAAAGGGUUAUGUCCCCUGCAUUGUAAAAGUGGGUAGUUCAGUUUUCUGUAAACUAAUGUGACUUAAUUGUGGUGAAGACAAAAUUUGUGUGUUUUGGUUAAACAGUUAAUCUAAGCUUCAAACGUGAUGUUUGUUAAGUGAAAGUUUUCAGUGAUUUGAUUAUUUUGAAAGAUGAAAAAUGAAUAACUUUUAUAACCCAAAUAGAUUUAUAGUUGGUAUAUUUUGCCUACGUAUCUACAAUUCACUAGCAAGGCAAUCAGCCUAUUGAGGGUAGUAAUUAUUCAAGUUAAGGAUGAAUUUGAUAAAAUCAUAUAACAUAUUUAAAGAAUUUUUCUUUAUACAUAUUUUUCUUCUUACACUACGAAGGCAAAUGAAAUACAUGACUGUAUGUUAAAUUUUAUUUAGAGAAGAAAAAUUACAUGUAAUGGCCAUAUUGGUGCUUAUAUUAUCAAAAUUUACAUUUUAACCAAUUGCUGUUAAAUGUUGUUUGUAAUUAAUGAUUGUUCUGAAAGUGGCAUUAUAUAAAUAUCAAUGUAAAAAGGUUGUAUUCAGUUUGAUUUUUUGUUCAUGCUGGACCAACAUAUUAAUUCUAUUUUUGUAAUGUAUUAGAAUAAGAAUAACAGUAGUGGCUAUAAAAUUUUGUUCAGACUUUGAAGGCUUUAAAAUAAACUAUAAUAUAUGUAUAUUUGUAUGUAUUGUUUUUUAAUUUCGUUACAAUAAUUAUCUGUGAUAUUUUUGUUUAUUGAAACAGAUCUGUUUUUAUUUAUUAUAUAUUGUUGUACCUCAGAUACAAAUUUGCUCAUUGAAUAUGCUUUUGCUUUGCAUAAACAAGUUUUGAAUUUUUGUUUGUCAGAAUUAAAUUGACAUUUUUGUUGAGCCUGCAACAUUUAUGUUGCGAAAGCGAGACAUAGUGAUCCUAGAUUCCUUAGUCGUCGACAACAUUUAGGUUCAGUCUGUGGUAAAAGUUUUUUUUAGACAUCAAUAACUUUGUCAAACAUUCAUGGAAUUUUAGAGAAGUUUGUACAGAAGCUUUUUUAUGACCAACAGAAUCCAAGCAAAAUUUUGAAAAUAUUAAUUUUCAUUUUUGUCAACCUGUGACUUUUGUUGCAAAAGCGAGACAUAGCGAUCCUACAUCCCGUUGUCGUCGGCGGCAUCCACAAAUAUUCACUCUGUUGUUAAAUUUUUUGAAAUUUUAAUAACUUUCUUAAACUAUCCUAGAUUUGUACCAAACUUGGACAGAGGCUUGUUUAUGAUCAUAAGAUAGUAUCCAGAAGUAAAUUUUGUAAAAAAGAAAUCCUGUUUAUCCAUAUUUUACUUAUAAAUGGGCUUAGUUUUUCUGCCAGUUAACAUUACAUUCACUCUGUGGUUAAAGUUUUUAAAAUUUUAAUAACUUUCUUAAACUAUCCUGGAUUUGUACCAAACUUGGACAGAAGCUUGUUUAUGAUCAAAAGAUAGUAUCUAGAAGGAAAUUUUGUCCGGUUUUUCUGUAUAUUACUUAUAAAUGGACUUAGAUUUUCUUCCAGUUAACAUUACAUACAGUCUGCAGUUAAAGUUUUAAAACAUUUAUUAGAUUCAUAAACCAUCCUGGAUUUUUACAAAACUUGGACAGAAACUUCUUACAAUCAAAAGAUAGUAUCUAGAGGAAAAUUUUUAAUAAUUUGUUCCCCAUUUUUGUUGAGCCUGCGACUAACAACAAAAGUAGGCGAGACACUGUGUUCCACGGAACCCUUACAAAUUUUUCCGUAUUUUACUGAUAAAUUGACUUAGAUUUUUUUACAGUUAACAAGUAGAUACAGUCUGGGGUUAAAGUUUUUCGGUCAUCAAUAACUUUGUCAAACCUUCAUGGAAUUUUAAUGGAAUUUUAUGAAACUUUAGCAGAAGCUUUUUUAUGAUUAAGAGAUAAUGUCUGAAGCAAACUUUUGAAAAUAUAUUUUUUUUCAUUUUCAGCAUUUUUCUGAUAGAUAGACUUAGUUUUUACAGUUAACAUUUAUAGACAGUCUGGGAUUAAAAUUUUUUGACAUGAUAAAUUUGUAAACCUUCAUGGAUUGUUAUGAAACUUGGACAGAAGCUAAUCUUCAAGAACAUGAAACAGCACCUAAAGAAAAAUUUUGAUUUUUUUUUUAAAAUUCUGUAUCAAACUGAUAAAUGGACUCACUUUAUAAGUGAACAUUACACUUUUACACUGACAGCAGCAAUUGCAGGCAAGACACAGGGUUCCGCAGAACCCCUUACAAAUUUUUAUUAAUUUAUCUAUUUCAUAUAACUCAGGUAUUUUAAUGAAAGAUAUUUUUCUUUAUUUUUAAUAGUAUUUUCUUUUUAGUUCUAUUUGUAUAUAUUCUUCUGUUUGGUUGGAGGAAUAGCUGCGUAAAAUGGACAUUUUAGUUGAACGAAAGGUUUCAGUGCCCAUUAACUGAAGAAACAAACAAAACAAAUGCAUUUUGCUAUUGUGCUCCUUUGAAUGAAAUUUCUGAACAUUUUUAGUAAUUGUAGAUUAUAAAAUACGUGGUCAGAACAUGUUAGGUUAAUAUUUUCUUUUAAGUUUGAUUCCAAUCUGAAUUGACUAGGAUGGUCAGUUUUUCUUCAGGUCAGUGGUUCUCUCGAUGCACUCAGGCUUCUACCACCAAUAAAAACUGACCGCCAGGAUAAAGCCAAGAGUGUUGAAAGUGGUGUAAAACACCAACAAUCAAUUAAUCUUUUAAGUGCUAAAGACAUUAAAUUAUUAUGUAUUUAUGAUAUUGGUUGUUUAAUAAGUGGUGUGCUUCUUAUGAUGAUCAGUAUGGUUGAAAUUAUAUAUAUUUUUUAAAUUCUGCACGGUAUAUAUUGCUGUCUUUCAAAAAAAUUGUAUAUUGUACCAGAGUGUGUAGUAUUUCCCGGAUUUUAAUUGUCUUUGUGUACAUGGUAUAUCUUCCCCACACUAUUGUGUUUAUUCUGUUGGCGGAAAAAAAUCUAGGAAAAAGCUGUCAUGGAAUUUCUAUAUUACAUGUAGUCAAUUUACUCAGAAAGGACAAAGUACACUGUUUCGAAAAGUAAGGAACAAUCCAUAUUUUAUUGGCAUCAUGUGCAUGCUAUUUUGUUGACCAACCUCAGAUAGAGUGCACAAGCUUUUCAUUCUUUAGUUGUUUCUACAUCGAGUAAAAGUAUGUUUUUGCUUGAUUUCAUUUUAAUUUGAUGAAACAUUCCUCAAACACAUUAUUUAAAUGGAUUGUAAUUUGAAAUCAAUUCCCUCCAAUAAUGAUUUUCAGACAGUUAUAUAACAGAAUUUGUUUCUGGGUGCAGUAAAUUGUUUGUUUUGUAUGAAAAGCAGUCUCUUUUUCCACCCAUGAUAUUCAGCCAAAUAUCUACCAUAUUCCCAAUGCAAUACUGGCCUCUUUUUAAAAUUUAUCCUUUUUUCCCAUUGAGUGUUUGCCUAAAACCUCUAUCACAGUCUAUCACAUCAUCUGUAGAACAUGGCAUAUUUCAUUAAAAUAUCUUGUGUUUGGAUUGUUUAAAUUCAUUGUACCAAACUUUUUACAGCAAAUUUUGUAACCUUAGGGCAUAUACCAAAUUAUGGAUCAUAUAAAUUAACUGGUCUUUGAAUGACAUCUAGUUCCUUGUGAGCAAAGGAAAGAUACAAGCUGUUUUUCAUUCCCAAGCCAUAAUAAACCAGUCCAUGUGAUCAGGUGAUAAUAAAUUCCUAUUUUAAGAAAGCAUGCAGGUCAUUGUUUGAAAUAGCAUCAUAAGAGCAAAUUUAUAUUCCAUCAAUUAAUCAAGUAAGAAAUAUGGUGCAAUAAAAAAAAGGUCUUGCCAAGGUACGUGGGUGUCUUAGGACCCCAAAGACACGAUUACCGUAACCAUUGUGUGUUUUCAUUGACAGUUCAGCCGACUAGCUUUGGACAGACUGCCAUAAAAUUACUAUUAAAAACUAUUAAAGACUAGAUUCUGAUAAAAGUUUGACUUUUAAACAUUGAAAACUUCAUGACCCAAAAUAACCCCUGUGAGACAUCUUAGCUAAGGGCUUGCAUGGACUCUUAUACAUGCAUAUGUAAAUGUAUAUACUGUUAAUUCAGAAAUAAUUGCGUGCUUUUAUUAUUGCAAUUUUUGAAGAAUGGACAUAAAUGCAAAAUUAAUUAUUGCGAAUUCAGGAAAAGCUGCAUGCAGAUAUAUCAAUCAGAUAUCAGAAUGUGAGUUCUUAUUUUUGCAAUAUGCGACCAGUCGCAUUAUUCGCAAUAAUUUCUGAAUUUACAGUAGCGUAUUGAAAUUCAACAGAGAGUCAACAUCAGUAUUCCAAGAUUCUGGCUUAUUGCCAUUGCAGAAUAUUUAUUUUGCACACACUUUGAUAUUGAUUCUUGUAUGGGCAGGCUUAUUUUUAUCACCCUGGAAGAGUUAUAGAUUCAUUCCUUAACCUUUUUCAAUUUCUUUGAUGAAGGAAAGAGAAUCUUCCAAUGGCGAUAUUUCUACGCAAAACAUUCAGGCUCUUGGCUCCUUUUUAUUUUUGUUGUCCAGCUCCAGGUUCACAUCAUGGAUUCCUGGCUCCUUUUAGCAAUGUUUGUUGGUUCUGGGUUCCACUACUGAUAGGGCUUCUUGCCUCCAAUUUUAGGACUACUGGCUUAAGUAUUAGGACACUGAGCUCCAGAGGUAGCAAGAUCUGGGCUUUAAAGGAACUGGUAGAGCCAAUGUUAUUUCCACAACUUAUAGCAAUUUAAACAACAGCAUGCCACUUGAAAUUAUCAGAGUUUCACCAAAUUACUUAACUUUUUUUCUGAAUUCCCAUGGGGAAAAAUAGUGUACUGAUUUUUUAUACCACGUUUUGUUUGAAUAUCAAGUGUCAGUUAAUCAUUGUAGUUUGUUUUUAAUAUAUAGAUAUUUAGUAUGAAAUUAUAAAUUUUUUUUCACAGUGCUGAUUUUUAGGUAGGGUCGCACUGUCAUACAAAAGCAUCAUCUAUGAAGUACUUCAUUUGUUUUUUAUGUAUUUAUUAAGACUGAUUUAUUUACAGUUUUACAGUUUAUUUCGUAUAAAAAAAAAAAUAAUUGGUCAUAAUAAAAUAGUUUUCUUUCACAA